Messenger RNA from Pocillopora verrucosa, 2155 nucleotides. Its product is annotated as phosphatidylinositol transfer protein alpha isoform-like. Gene Ontology annotation, biological process: phospholipid transport. Gene Ontology annotation, molecular function: phosphatidylcholine intramembrane carrier activity; phosphatidylinositol transfer activity; phosphatidylinositol binding. The record is from RefSeq and is a predicted model, not a curated record. Lineage: Eukaryota; Metazoa; Cnidaria; Anthozoa; Scleractinia; Pocilloporidae. Gene Ontology annotation, cellular component: cytoplasm.
ACGUCACUCCUGUAAAGACCACUAACGCACAUGUCAGCUUGCCGGCGACAUUUUCUGUAUUUGAUUGUCGAACAUUCCCCUCUUUUUUUUCGAUUGCAGAGUAAAUUUCAAUGGAAAUCAAGGAGUACAGAAUAACUUUGCCCGUAUCUGUCGAAGAAUAUAAAAUUGGUCAGUUGUACGCUGUUGCAGAAGCAAGUAAGAACGAAACGGGAGGAGGGGAAGGAAUCGAAGUGGUAGUAAACGAACCGUACUCAGACCACGCAAAGUAUGGGAGCGGACAGUACACACAUAAAGUUUUCCAUUUAUCGAAAAAGGUUCCAUCUGUAAUUCGACUUUUGGCACCUAAGGGUUCGUUGGAAGUUCACGAAAAAGCGUGGAAUGCUUAUCCGUAUUGCAGGACGGAGUAUUCAAACCCGUACAUGUCGGACAAUUUCUAUAUCUAUAUCGAUACAUGGCAUAGGGAAGGAGAAGGCGAGGAAAAUGUGCACAAGUUAACGGCGGAAGAACUGGGAAACAGAGUUGUGGUAGAUAUUGACAUAUCUGACAACAAUUGUGUUGCUCCAUCGGACUACAAGGAAGAUGAGGACCCAACUAAAUUUCACUCCGAGAAAACUGGGCGAGGUCCUCUUGAUUGUGAAGGCGAGUGGAAGAAAAACGACCAUUGGCCUAAAAUGACGUGCUACAAGCUCUACCAAGUACAGUUUAAAUGGUGGGGCCUCCAGACCAAGGUACAGAGCAUUAUCUUUAAGGCUGUGAGGCGACUCCUCACUAACUUUCACCGGCAAUUGUUUUGUUGGUUGGAUCUUUGGUUCGGAAUGACCAUGGAAGAUAUACGAGAGCUUGAAGAGAAAACCAAAGCAGAGCUAGUUAGGUUACGACGUGAAGGCGAAGUGCGUGGAAUGUCUGAGAAAUAAAUAAAACUGAAACAGUUUUUCAUCUGUAAUCAUUACUUGGCUCGUAAAUCCUCUUCCAUUGUUAUUAUUUAGGUGAACCAUGUUGCUUAGGGUUAUUUGCAAAGAUACAAAGUCAACAAUACUUAAUAUGUUGGUGAUUACAUGGGGUGCAUAAAAAGUCCUUCUGUACAUUUAACUUAAUUUACGAGAUGUAUUUAUCUAGGAUUAAAACUUUGAUUACCACAAAGUUAUUCUUUGUGGUGUGUGGUAAGAAGUAUUCACAUAUCAGGUGAGUUUUUGAUUCAGCAUGAUGCGCUUAAUAAGUAUUUUUGGCGAUGCAAGUGUCUGUUUCUGGUAAUAAAAGAGAAUGCAACACUAUACUUGAUAUGGUUAGCUUUAAGUAAUUUUAUCACGAAAUUAACCUGUCUGUGCCCUGUCCAUCAUGGUACUGUUUAAGAUGAGGCAUUAAUGUUAUCAAUUGAUAUGAACCCUUCAAAACCUCUAAUUCUGUUUUCACUUUUAAUUGUUCAUUAUAUAUUGAUUAUCUCAAACAUUGUAGUGUGAAUCAUCUUAAAAUCAAGAAAAGAUUCUGUUCAGGCUUUAUGGUAUAAUUUGUUUGAUCAAGUCUUCAUCUUGGCAUGAUAAGUCAUGAACUGGGUUGAUUGAUGUACCUGUGUGGAUACUGAUACUUUGAUGGUUGAACAUCCAGGAAAGUACAAGGUCAUGGUUUUUUUACCUUGUCUAGUAGAAUGCAUGAUACAAGUACACUUAUAGUACAGUGGUGAAUGGAGAACUAGUAGAAGAUAUUACACUAUGAAUAUAUGGAUUCUUGGUAAAUCCAAGUGACUGUGUUAAAUUGAAUGCUUCUGUUUAAGGGAGUGAACUCAGAAAGCUUUGAUGUUCAGUUUUUUAGGUCAGAUACAAUUCCAAAAAUGACUAACUCUUUGACACCUGAAGCACGAUACACUGUGGUGUCUCCUCUAGGUAGGCCUGAAAAAGAAUCCUGUUGAAGAAUUUGACACAGACUCUCUUUUGCAUCUUAUGCGCUAAAAGUUUAAAAAAAUAAAUCUCAGUUUAUAAUAGGGUUUACAGAAUGUACCAUAGAAUUGUUUGUAAUUUGAUUUGUAAUUACUCUAAAGUACGAUUCAUUAGUUGACUACAAGGCUAGAUGUACGCUGAGAUUAGUUACAAAGUGGAAUAUUCUUCUAAAAUCACUCUUAGGAUUUAUAGCACAACAAUUCAAUAAACAAUUUCAAUGUGAA